AUGGAUUCAGCACUCUCAAGUUCACCUUCACAAACAGGAACUAUGGCUUCGGACCGACCGAAUCAACCAAAAAAAGAUUUGCUUCUCAAACGAGAAAAAGUAAAUCUCGCCGCACAGAUAAAAUUACCGCAAAAUGAAAAUAGUCCAAUACCAUCAAUUACUGAUGUUGAACAACUGAGCGAACAAGCACCCGGGAUGUUUAAUGUGUCUGCUGGAGAAGCUACGGAAGAGAUACGAAGUACUGCAGGAGUAAUGAAAUUUCCAUGUCUUUUUACUUACCUUGAAUGGUCUGAUUGCUCAUCUACAUGUCGAGUUGCUGGACAGGAUUAUCCACGACGCAUUCGCAAAGUGAACAAAAGUUCCAUCGUACAAGCUCGAAAUGGCGGAGAACCGGAGUGUCCUGCAAAUUUAGCUGAUCAAGUUGAUAGUGCACCAUGCAAUACUUACCUAUGUCCAACAAAUCUGUCGAAUUAUGGUUUUGGCAAAUUUUGUCAUUACAAUGAUGCAAAUCUACGACAUGAUGGUGGAUGCUUUAAGAUUCGAGAUGUACCGUUGGACGAUCGACUUAUUCUCAUCGAUGCAAACUUAAUUGAAACGACAUUACCAGAAACGAAACAGUUGGAUUACGUCUUGAACCAGUUGAAAUGGAUGGAGAAAAAUUUUGAAGAUGAGGAAAGUCAUCAUCGUUUGCGAAAAGCCGCCAUGGAGACGGUACUGCGGUAUUCUGUGGAAAGUAAUCCAUUUUAUAAUGACGAACGAUUGUUACAUGUUUUCUGUAUUGUUGGGAAAUUAAGUCGCACAAUGGGAAUGAAAUUAGUAAUGGAAGAAUUACAUAAUCGAAAACAAUUUUAUGAACUGGCAGAGUUUUACGUCAAAUGGGGAGAGAUUUUUGCAGAAGAAAAGAACAAGGAGCGUUUUAAUGAAAUAUGGAGUGAGGCCAUAAAAGCAAAUGCUAAGCCAAUAUCGCGAAUUGAUGAAGCUUUUAGAGCCAUGCUUUAUCAGUAUUUCGAAGUGGACGAUGAAAUGACUGUAAAUUUGUUCAAGAAACCCGAUUCAUCAAAAGAUUCGAAAAUGAUGUUUGGAAUUGUUGGAACAACACACAUGGAACAAAAAGCAUCUGAAGGUGGUGAGCGCUCAAUAAAAUUGACUUCUUCUAGAGUAAAAAGUUAUUUGAAAAUAAUUGAUGAGCAACAAUCAGUGGAGGAAAUAUUCGCAGAAACAGGAAAUUAUACUGUUCAUUCGGAUGUGCUUCGGAGCAGAAUGUCAAUUUCAAAACUAUCAGCUAUAAGCGAGGAACGAAGUGGUUGCGCCAGUGGUUCCUUGAUGAAUCCAUCCAACAAUAUAGAAUUGAUGAAGUCAACACAACCGUCAGCAGGCGGUACGGUUGAUGGCCCAUUUGCAUUAGCUUACACUGCUGAUGCUGGAAAUAACAUUCUCGUGGAGACAGAUGUCCUCACCGAUAAACCAUCUGAAUGUCCACAGUCUUCGCAUCUCACACUCCAUGGUACUUCAUUCACGGAGAAAUUUCUGAGUAAGGCGAUGCGCGAUUUCUCAAGCACAGUCCCAGUUCCACCUCCCCGUUCAGGCAUGCAUCACGAAACAGAAGAAACAACAGUGUUGCAAGAAACAGUUCUAAAUGAAAGUCUACAAACUCAAUUUAUUCCUGUCACAAAGAAAACAAAAUUUGAAGUUUAUGUGGAAGAAACUGAACCAGCGAAGCAAACCGAGCCAUUUGCUAUUUAUAGUGAUGAGAAUAUCAUGUCAUCUUCAGAUAUUUCGAAAAAAAGAUUAAACACGGAGCUGGAUUUGGACUAUCAAAAAAAUAUAAACAUGCGUGAUGACGAUGCCUAUGAAUCUCAGCCUGCAUUCAGAAAACCUGCGAUAACUGUUCACAUCCGUCAUUCAUCAGUUUUGGGGAAAACUGAAACUGCAUCAUUUGAACAUGAUAACGAAACAUCGACAGAGAUAGAAAAACGGAAGUGUGUGGGAGUGAAACCUCCUCUCCCUGAUCGUAUUGAUGAGGAAACAUUGGCAGGUUUGAACAAAAUGGUUAAAACAGGAGUGGUGACAUCGACACCAGCAAAUGAUUUCGCACCUCCAAUCGAAGAUCCGAUUGAGGAAUCGUUUCGUCCACUUCCUUCAAAUGCAGCUGAUCCUUUUUUCCAAAAACCGAUGUUUGACGAAGCUCUUAUUGCAAAUACUGCUUUUGGUAGACGAAUGAGUAUGUCCGAACAACGCCAGAAUACUUUGACAAAAUUGUCACAAAAAAUUGGUGUUGAGAAUAUUGUCGGAUGUAAGAAAAUGGGACUGGCUGUUACCAACAAUAUUAGUGAGGGACUAUGUCGACUCUCGAUUGCGCCAAAUGACGAGGAUUCCAAUGAAAUUACUAACAAAGGAUCGAGGCUAGUGUUGCACACUGACUCCGAAAUAAAUCCUUGGGAUGAAAAAUUACGGGACAAAAUUAUGACCAGCCAACAUUUCUGUCCAACAAAUGUUCAUGAUUUCGCGGAAAGAUGCAAUCGCCUUAGUCCUGGUGCUGUUGUAGUUUUAGGAGGUGAACGUUUUGAUAUUGAAUGUCUGAUCGGCGAAGGUGGUUUCGCUAAAGUUUACAAGAGUAAAUCAGAAGACGGUAACUUUUAUGCGGUGAAGUUUGAAAUGCCACCGUGUAAGUGGGAAGUUUAUGCUUGUGAAACAUUGCGUGUUCGAAUGCCGAAAGGAAUGUUGGAUGGUAUAAUGACUAUCCGCGAUGCAUACUUAUUUUCGAAUGCAAGUGCCAUUGUUUAUGAAUAUCACAAGCAUGGGAAUCUCCUCGAUAUGAUAAAUAAAUUACAAUCGAAGAAUAUGUCAUGCUCAGGUCUCUUAACGGUUUACCUCGCCUGGGAGAUUGGACGAAUAUUAGAGGCAGUUCAUAAUGCCCAAAUAAUACACGGCGAUGUUAAACCCGAUAACUUUAUGAUCCUUCACCGAUUAAACGAAGAUGCCACAUUAGAACAAAUUUUCGACAAGAAAUCUUUUACGUUGAAAUUGAUUGACUGGGGACGUGCUAUCGAUAUGAAUUUCUUGAAAGGACACACAUUCCAAGGAAAAGCUGGUACGGUCGCCUUCGACUGUUCGGAGAUGCAGGAUGGUCGGCCGUGGACAUACCAAACAGAUUUCUACGGCUUUAUUUCAACACUUCAUGUUAUAAUGUAUGGAAAGUAUAUGAAGACGUACCGGAAUACUACCGGACGAUACAGCGCGACAUCUGUAAUGAAAAGACGCUGGCCCCAACGAGAGUUACUAGAAGAUAUAUUCGACAUGUGUUUGAAUAUACAGGACUGUGAAUCAAUUCCCAAAUGGUCGACAGUAACUGAUGGUCUGGAAAACAAUAUUAGGCACGUCAUGAACAGCAUUCUUGCCUAG
Messenger RNA from Acanthocheilonema viteae, 3402 nucleotides. The record is from the annotation of a GenBank genome assembly. Lineage: Eukaryota; Metazoa; Nematoda; Chromadorea; Rhabditida; Onchocercidae.